AUGUCAUUGUGGACGCCGUACGCGUUAGAACCCGCUCUGGAUUUGAGUAAAAAAUCAAUAAAGCGAGAACAAGAAACUCCACCAGCACUCGAAAGUCCGCCUUUGAGUACCGCAUCACCUACAUCUAUGAACUUCGAUUAUAGGGAGUGCUCUAUUUCACAAGUGCAGCAGUGUGUACCAUUGAACCAGAUUUCGCCAUAUUAUGUGAACUAUUCUCCACUACCGACCGUUUAUGAAGGCAAUGAAAUACAUCCAAACCCUGCCCUGUCACCACCAGUGUCAGUAGAAUCCUUUGACGCAGAGUCACUAUGUAAUGAUGUGGAAUACUUGGAGUUUGAAAAAGAUGCCAUAAGAGCGAUGGCCGAAAAGAAUGGCGGAACAUUAUUGGGACAUAAUCCACGAAUGCGAAGAGCUAUACAAACUAAUGAAGCAGUAGAUGAUACAUAUAGAAAACAGAGACAAAGAAACAACUUCGCUGCUAAACAGAGCAGAGAUAGAAGAAAAAUGAGGGAAGUCCGUUUGUCCUUACAAACGACGUAUUUAAAGAAGAAAGUAACUGAACUACGAGCUAGGCUAUCUGCCGGUGUUUGCUCGCGUUGUCACCAGGUUCGUGAAUACUGA
This is a messenger RNA of Achroia grisella, 621 nucleotides long. RefSeq names its product hepatic leukemia factor-like. The transcript has a single exon. Gene Ontology annotation, molecular function: DNA-binding transcription factor activity. The record is from RefSeq and is a predicted model, not a curated record. The coding region runs from base 1 to 621 and encodes 206 amino acids. Gene Ontology annotation, biological process: regulation of DNA-templated transcription. NCBI's taxonomy places the organism in Eukaryota, Metazoa, Arthropoda, Insecta, Lepidoptera, Pyralidae.